This is a messenger RNA of Adineta ricciae, 333 nucleotides long. NCBI's taxonomy places the organism in Eukaryota, Metazoa, Rotifera, Eurotatoria, Adinetida, Adinetidae. The record is from the annotation of a GenBank genome assembly.
AUGCGAAGUUCUCCAAUGCUAUUCUAUUAUUUACCGAAGCGACCGCGUUAUCGAAUGUUUCAGCACAUGAUCGUGGGAUAUCGAGCUUUACACGAAGCCAAAAAAGCUCGACAUCUUUCGCCAAUAUGCUGGAGAGGACAUUUUCAUAUUACCACAGCAUGUGCAGCUUUAAAUAAACAUGAGAAAGCUAUCACUUCGUAUGAGUGUGCUUUAGCUCCUGAUCCAAUAAACACUCAAAUACAAAAAACAUUGUUUGAGAGUCAACUUGUACACGGUCGACAACUACGACAAGAGCAUCUGGACCCGAGAUUUCAACCAAAAAACAAUGCCUGA